Messenger RNA from Echinostoma caproni, 450 nucleotides. The record is from the annotation of a GenBank genome assembly. Lineage: Eukaryota; Metazoa; Platyhelminthes; Trematoda; Plagiorchiida; Echinostomatidae.
AUGGUCAUCUGGUCUACGGUCAACUUCCUCACAUUGACGGAAGCUGCCAGUGCCUCGGGUUAUGAAGCUCGAUCAGGGUCGUUUCCUGAUGGAUCUAUUCAAGCUGGACAUGAUCAUGCAAUCAAGGAUCAAAAGCACCUUUACCCUAAGGUGUAUCUGCUGGUGCCCCGCGUUCGUAAAUCCUCAUCAGGCAGACACCCCUUACCGCGUGCUAUCCGUCAUCCCUUAGAAGAACGUCCGCGGUCCUUUGCUCGGUACAAAUUGCCGGGUCUAACGAAAGAUGCCAAUGACUUCAUCCGCAUUCGCAAUUUAUGCAAAGCAAGGAUCCGAGAGUUCCAGAGAAACCAACACAAUGGCAUUUUAGCCAAGGCAUGGGUACCCCGGUCAGCCCUGUACAAAUUUAUGCGACAAACCGGGCAAAACACCCCAUCCACCUUUGCCCUAUCUUAA